Messenger RNA from Uranotaenia lowii, 9678 nucleotides. RefSeq names its product protein sickie-like. Gene Ontology annotation, biological process: neurogenesis; nervous system development. The transcript is spliced from 7 exons. The record is from RefSeq and is a predicted model, not a curated record. Bases 86 to 2749 code for a protein of 887 amino acids. Gene Ontology annotation, molecular function: ATP binding; ATP hydrolysis activity. Lineage: Eukaryota; Metazoa; Arthropoda; Insecta; Diptera; Culicidae.
GAUGUCAAAUGUUAUAACCGUUUCGUAUUUUUUCUUCUAAUUUCAGGCACACGUGGUUGCCGCCUUCGAGCAAAGCCUCUCGAACAUGACUCAUCGUUUGCAGGCGCUGACGGCAACAACAGAGAAAAAGGACAGCGAAAUACUCGAAAUGCGACAGACGAUCGAACUGCUGCGGAAACAGUCCAUUCAAGCCGGUCUCACCACAGCCCACAUGCAGAGCAUGGGCGUCCAGGUUAACGGGCAGGUCAAUGGAAAUGGGAAUGCUGAACCAGCUGCAGCUCAGACGAUGCCAACGGGAGCAGAAAUACAGCGUCAUCACAGUUCAGAUUCGAUGUGCUCGUUGAAUUCCAUCAGUUCCGGUUGUUCUGCUCAAGACAAGAAGAAAAAGAAGGGAUGGCUCCGAAGUUCAUUUACCAAAGCGUUCUCACGCAAUGCCAAAAUCUCCAAAACGAACCGACACGUCAGCAGCCAGUCGUCGAAUUUGGACCAAAAUCAUCACAGCAGCAACCAUCACCACCAUCAUCACCAUCAUCAUCACCACAGCAACGGGAACAAUAAUACCGGAAACGGCACAAACGGGAACAAUAAUGCGCUGCCUUCUUCGAAUGGUAGCGGCGGUAAAAUUGUCGAGCAAACGCAAUCAACGCACAACGCACAACAAAUGCCACAACUGGUGUCAUCGCCUACUAAGAGCGGAAGCCCGCUCAAGUCGGUCACGCUGGUUGAAAAUGCCAAACCAAUAGACGCCAUAGAAGUGAACGGCAAUCCCAUGGUGGAGGACCUCAAGAAGCAGCUUCGUGAAAAGGACCUCGUUCUGACGGAUAUCAGAUUGGAAGCACUAAAUUCCGCCUCCCAACUGGAAUGUCUCAAAGAUACGGUGAUGAAAAUGCGCCAGGAAAUGAUGAAUCUUAAGCAGAACAAUGAACGCCUCCAAAGGCUAGUAACGACGAGGUCUUUAGCUGGAAGCGAAGUAUCCCUGGGUCCAGUCAGUCCUAGCGGAUCAAUGGGAGAACCUCGAAGGUACAGCUUGGCCGCAGAUAACGGCAUGUCUCGACCGCCACUGGAUCUCCCACAAAAUCUAGACGAAACCGAGGAAGACAAUAUUCCACCGGCUCCUGCUCCUGAGCCCCCACCAGCUCCCCUAAGUCCUGCCAUCAUAGCCGAGCUGUCCCCCACGAUCGAACGGGUAGCCAUGGUUGACGAAAUCCUCACAACUCCCGCAGAAGAUGUGGCCGAUCCGGUCGACGGCAAAAAGAUUGCUAUCGCCGUCUAUCUCGGCCAGCCAGAAUCCUUCGGAAAAUACGCCGAAGAUAUGAACGAAUGUGAUAACUACCAAACUGCCAACGGAGAAAAGUCAGAGACCGAGAACGGUAUCGACCGAAACGGGCGUAAAUCCAUCUCCGACCCACAGGAAGUCGGUCCAACCGGCCCCAAUGAAUCCAUCAUCGCCUACACGUACAUCUCCGGGAAAACCACCUGGCAAAACCUGGACUACAUCGUGCGCAAAACAUUCAAAGACUACCUGGGCAAAAUAGACCCCGGAACAAAUCUCGGACUAAACACCGAUUCCAUAACUUCGUAUCACCUAGGAGAAGCCAAACGUGGUCCGGAAAUGGGUUUCCCAGAGCUGCUACCCUGUGGUUACAUAAUCGGUCACGUGCGGACGCUCUACAUCUGCCUUCAAGGUGUCGGAAGUCUAGCCUUCGAAAGUCUUAUCCUGCGAAACAUUGUUCAUCGAUACAUCUCCCUGCUAACCGAGCAUCGAAGGCUAAUCCUCUGCGGUCCUAGCGGAACCGGUAAAUCCUACCUGGCGAGAAAGCUAGCCGAAUUCCUGGUCGCCCGAUCCGGUAGGGACAACCCAGCGGAAGCGAUUGCCACCUUCAAUGUGGAUCACAAGUCUUCGAAGGAGCUGCAACAGUACCUGGGGCACAUUGCCGAGCAGGCGUCGAUGGCCAGUGGUGUUGAGGGCCCAGCUGAAGAGCUGCCGGCGGUCAUCAUUUUGGACAAUCUGCACCACGCCUCCGCCCUCGGGGAUGUGUUUUCCUGUCUGUUGAGUGCAACGGCGGCCAAGCUGCCCUGCAUCAUCGGGACGAUGUCGCAGGCUACGUGUAACACUACCAACCUGCAGCUGCACCACAACUUCCGAUGGGUCCUAACGGCCAACCACAUGGAACCGGUCAAGGGCUUCCUCGGGCGAUACCUGCGGCGAAAACUGUUCACCAUGGAGCUUCAAUUCCAGCAGGCGCAACCCCAACUAGAGAAGGUCCUCCGAUGGCUCCCCACAGUUUGGCAACACAUCAACAGUUUCCUAGAGACGCACAACUCGAGCGAUGUCACAAUUGGACCUCGGUUAUUCCUCUCCUGCCCUAUGAACCUGCAGGACUCGCAAGUGUGGUUCACCGACGUUUGGAACUACCACCUGGCUCCGUAUCUGAUGGAAGCGGUUCGGGAAGGAGUCCAGCUUUAUGGUCGCCGAGGUGGCAGCUGGGUCGAUCCUUGUACGUUUGUGCGGGAAACCUACCCGUGGCCAGUGAGCCCCACGACGGUUCCCCAGCUGCGGCAAAUCACGGCCGAUGACGUCGGGCUGGAAGCGAGUGCCCCGGCCAAUUCUGAGAACCAGGAUCCACUGCUGAAUAUGCUGAUGCGCCUACAGGAGGCUGCAAAUUACAACGGAAAUCAGGAACCGGACUCCGAUUGUGCCAGUCUGGACUCGAACAUGACCCACGACAGCUCGGCGGGUGCUGAGUAAGGACUAGAAAAGUUAACAGCCUAAAAAAAAGCGGCAGGAGGCAGGAGUGCGAUCAAAAAAGUAUUAAAUCAUUGAUGAAAACAUCAUUAAAAUAUUCACACACAUUUUCCGAGUGAAUGACUCGAGACGGGGAAAACGAGCGAAUGUGAGUGGUUUUUUUUAAAUUUUAUCAAUUUCAAAUUUUCUCGGCGCUUAAAUCGCUUUGAUAGUAGUUGGUACAUCAGCUCACGAGGCCGAGUUGAGGGCAAUGAUUCGUGUUAAUCAACGAGCGAUUAAUCGAUGCCGAUGAAAUGGAACAAACAAUAUUGCUCGGAUCGGUCUUUUUUUUGUUGCUGUCCAUAAUUUUGCAAAAUGGGGCGGCUGCUUGUUGCACACAAUGAAAAUCAAUUUAAUUAAUUGUUUUGUUACGCAGUCGUAAAUUUGACCAAUCCCCAAUCCUUUCCUAUUUUUUUUUUUAAAUGGAAGGAACAUUAUGACGAUUGUGAGGAGGCCUCCCUCCCCCCAUUUGGAUGCGUUCUGUUGCGAAAUUAAUUGGACUUAAUGAAAAUAUUGUUUUUGAUCUAUUGAUAAUUUUUCAUAUAAUUUUUCAUCUUGAGCUCAAUGAACCGUGAUGGAUUUAUUGAUUCGUUUGAUUGGAAUUCGGGCAAAAAAAAUGGUGCAACACGAAUUGAAGAGUUGCCAAGCUUGGAGUCUUUUUUUAAACCAUGUAUCUUUUAUGUUAUUGUUAUGUUAUGUUGUUGAACCCACCAGUGGCUGAUAGGUCUUUCGACCCGAGGCGGUACGGGAAGUCUCGAUCACACAUUCAAAUAUUGUUCAUGCUUAACUCACAAACAAUAAUUGCAGCACAACCAAGGGGUCCGUUACCACUGGCUUGGGACAGGUUUGACUCAUCUUACUCACUUCAAACUGUUCGAAACAAAUAAAGAUACCUGGAAAGGUCCCUAAGAAACCUAUUCCAGAUUCCAAAUUUGCCGAGAUACUCCGGCUGGCUUGAACCCACAAUCCAUUGUAUAUCAGUUUUCCACUCGUUUGAUGCCCUGUCCAACCCCCCACUAGUCCCCAAUAAUAGAGUUAAGCUAUUUUAUUAUUUAAUAUAAUGAAAUUUAAAACGAUCAAUGUUCAAGUGGUACUUAGCUGAUUUUAUUCCUUUGUUGAUUCCUUUCGCCUUGAAGAAAUCCAAGCAAUCUACAGGAAAAAGCUUCGACGCUGGCACUCUUAUUUUUCUACUGUACCCGGAAAGAAUCUCCCUUGUCAGAAAGAUAAUAAACUUUAAAAAAAAUCACUAAAGUUUCUCCACCUUCAUCACUGAUUCAAAAUAACUUUCUUUGAAUUUUUAAUUCAAAUCGAUAAAAAAUCCUUCCGGAUCUAAAUAGACAUCUUCUUCACUCCACAAAUCGACAAAAAUGCACGGAUUGAUCUCGAAUUCUAUUACCGGUUUUCCCGAAAAUCUAUCUACACCAACAUCAAGAAUUUUCGUUAUGUUUAAGUAAAUUAAUCACUACAAUGACUAAAUUCGAAAAAAAAUCUUAAUAAUGGAAAACAGAAAUUUAAUUUAAAGACCACAGAGGAAAAACGUGGUCGCGGAAAAACCUUUUUUUAAACCAUGUAUCUUUUACAUAAAAAAUCAAUUUGCGUGAUUUUCUAAAUGUAUGAAAAAGAGUGGAUCACUUUGUGUACUUGGAUGUACCUUCUACCUCAAAAAGUCUUGGCGAGAAAAUUAAAAAGGUCAAUCUCUCAAAUCGAAUGAUUUCCUCAGCAAAAUCAAUAAAAUCGAAAAAAUGAAGAUACGGAAAAAAACAAGAAAAUCAAGCAAAUCAAAGACAAAAAAAAAUGACAGAGACAGAAAAUCAAAAAGAAACAAAUUUCAAGAAAAUACAAACUAUGAAAAAAAAUCAAGAAAAUCAAGAAACUUAACAAAAAACUCGAAAUCGAGAAAUUAAAGUAGAUCAAGAAAUUUAAAAAAUCAAGAAUAUCAUGAAAAUCAAAAAAUCCAAAGAAAUAAAGGUAAAAAAUUGAUACCUUAAAAUAAAAAACAUCUAGAAAAUCAAUAAAAUAAGCACGAUCAAACGAUUCACAAAGUUAUGAAUUCAAAACUAGUAAAAAAAAAUCAAGAAAAUAAUGAAAACAAAUAAAAUCAACACCAUCAAGUUAAUCAAGUAAUCAAGAAAAUCAAGAAUAUUACUAAAAUAAUAAUAAUCAAGAAAACGAAGCAAAUCAAGCAAAUUGAAAGAAUCAAGAGAAUCAAGAAAACUAAGAAAAAUAAUAAAAAAAGAAAAACAUGGAAAUCAGGAAAAUCAUAAACAUGAAGAAUAGAAAAAAUCGAAAAUAUCAACAAAAUUAGAAAUAAACAAAAAUUUGAGGAAAAUUAAAAAAAAAAUAAGAAAAUCGGAAAAAUCAAAAAAAUCUGAAAAUUAAAAAAAUCAAGAAAAUCAAGAAAUUAAAAAUAAAAAUAAUUAAAAAUCAAGAAAAUCAAGAAAAUAAAAGUUUCAAAAAUAUCCGAAAAAUCGAGAAAAUUGAAAAAAUCGCGAAAAUUAACAAAAUCAAGUUUAUCAAGAAAAAAAAAUCAAGAAUAUCACGAAAAAGAGAAUUCGAAUAAAAUUAAGAAAAUCUGAAAAAGCAAGAGAAUCGACAAAAUAAUAAAAAAUCAAGAAAAAAGAAAAAUAUAAAAAAAAUUGAAAAACUUAAGGAAAUCAACAAAAAUGGAAAAAUUAAGAAAUCAAAGAAGCCAAGAAAAUUUAAAAAAUCAAAAUAUUAACAAAUUCAGAAAAAUCAAGAUUAAUAAGAAAAUCAAGAAAUCUAAUGCAUUCACAAAAUUCAGGAAAAUCAGGAAAAUCUAAAAAAUCGAGUAAAAUAAUCAAGAAAAUAAAGCAAAAUAAGGAAAAUUUAGAAAAUUAAGAAAAUCAAGAAAAUCGUCAAAAUCAAGUAAAUCAAGAAAUUCAUGAAAAUUUAUAAAAUUAAAAAUUUUAAGAAAAUCAGGAAUAACAUGCAAAACAAGAAACUAGAAACAGGAAAAAAUGAACAUAUAGGAAAUCAAGGAAAUUUAAGAUUCAAAAGUGUCCAAAAAAUGGAAAAAAAGUAAGAAAUUAAAUCAAGAAAAUCAAGAACACAAAGAAAAUCGAAAACAGCAAGAGAAUCAAAAACAUAAAAAAAAACUAAGAAAUGAAAAAUAAAAAAAAAAUUAAAAGAAAUAAGAAAAUCAAGAAAGUUGAAAAAUCAAAAUAUCAACAAAAUCAGAAAAAUCAAGAAAAUUAUGAAAAUCAAGAAAACUUAUAUAUUCAAAAAUAUUCGAAAAAACAAGGAAAUCUACAAAAUCAAGAAAAUCAAGAAAAAUGUUUCAGUCGAGAAAAUAAAAAAAAAACUAAGAAAAUCAUGGAAAUAAAGAAAAUAAAAAAAAUCAAGUAGAGUAAAUCAGACAAAAAAAAGAAAAUCAAAAAAUUCAAAAAAAUUGGAAAAUUAACAAUAUCAAGAUAAUUGAAAAAGCAAGAAAAUCAAUGAAAACAUUAAAAUCAAGAAAAUAAAAAAAUAUACGAAGAAAACCAAGAAAUUUGAAAAAAUCAAGAAAAUCAAGAAUAUUUAAAACAUGAAGAAAAUUAAAAAAAUAAGGAAAAUGAAAAAAUCAAACAUAUCAAUAAAAAUUAAAAAAAAAAAUCAAGAAAAUCAAGAAGAUCAGAAGAAUCAAGAAAAUCAACUAAUUCAAAAAAAAAAAAAAUACAAAUAAAACAUAUUAAAGAUUCCAAUUCCAAUUAAAGAUUCCAAAAUAAACGGAAAAUCAAAAGAAAAUUAAGAAAAUCAAGAAAAUCCACUUAAUCAACAAAUCGUGAAAACAAAGAAAAAAUCAAGAAUAUCACAAAAAUCAAGAAAAUCGAAAAAAAUAAAGAGAAUCGAAAAAAUACAAACAAUUAAAACAUAAGAAAUAUAAAAAAAUCACUAUUAAAAAAAAUCGAGAAAAUUCAAAUAGUCAAAAUAUUAAAAAAUUCAGGAUCAUCAAGAUUAUCAAUAAAAUCAUGUAUAUCAAGAAAAUUUAUACAUUUAAAAAUAUCCGAAAAAUUAAAAAAUCAUGAAAAUCAAGAUAAUAAAAAAACCAUGACAAUUUAGAAAAAUGAGGAAGUUUAAAAAAUUAAAAAAUUUAAAUCAAUCAGAAAAUUCAGAAAAAUUCAGAAAAAUUAAAAUGAAGAAGAUCAACAGAAUCCAGAAAAUCAAGAAAAUCUAGAAAAUCAAGAAUAUCAAGGAAUUUAAAUAAAUUAUGAAAAAUUUGAACAUCAAGAAAAUAAAAUAAAACCAAGAAAUUCCAUAAAAUAAGAAUGAUAAAAAAAAUUAAGAAAACAAAGGAAUUUAAGAAAAUAAAAAAUAUUAGUAAAAUCAAGAAUAUCAAGAAAAUCAAGAAAAUAAAGAAAAUCAAGAAAAUCAAGAAAAUCUAGAAAAUCAAGAAAAUCAAGAAAAUCAAGAAAAUCAAGAAAAUCAAGAAAAUCAAGAAAAUCAAGAAAAUCAAGAAAAUCAAGAAAAUCAAGAAAAUCAAGAAAAUCAAGAUAAUCAAGAAAAUCAAGAAAAUCAAGAAAAUCAAGAAAAUCAAGAAAAUCAAGAAAAUCAAGAAAAUCAAGAAAAUCGAGAAAAAUUAAGAAUAUCAAGAAAAUCAAGAAAAAAACAGAAUUAAGAAAGUCGAGUAAAUCGAGAAGAAAAGAAAAUGAAAAAAAAACAAGAAAGUCAAGAAAAUCAUAAGAAUCGAUAGAUUCAAGAAAUUCUGGAAAAUCCAGAAAAAACAAGAAAAUUAUUAAAUCAAUAAAUUCAAGACAAUUAAAAAAAAAAAUCAAGAAAAUAAAAAAAAUAUGGAAUAUCCAAUAAAUCAAGAACAUUCUGCAAAUCAUUCCAAAUGAUAAAAAUUUGUUAAAACUAGAAUUUAAAGAGAAUAAAAAGAGUCAAACUUAAUUUUCAAAAGAAACAAGAAUAAGAAUAAUAUCAGGAAUAUUCAGAAAUUUGAAAUGAUCAAAUGAAUCGAGGAAAUCAAGAUCAUCAAGAAAGUCGCAAAUUUUCAAUGCGGGAUGAACAAAAAACAAAAAAAAUAAGAAAUUCAAGACAAAAAGCAAAUCUUUUAAAUCAAAGGCAUACAAAAAUUAAAAAAAUCAAAAACUAUCGAAAAAUGAAUAAAAUAAAAAAAUUAAAAAGGAGAUAAAGAAAAUCAAGAAAUACAAACAGAAAUUCAACAAAAUUCCAAUAAACUAUGAAAAUCAAAAAAAAAAUCAAGAAAACAAAAAAAAAGAAAAUCAUUCCCACAGAGAAAAUUAAUGGAAUUGGAAAAAUUGGAAAAUCAGUAUGACCAUAUAAUUCAAAAUGAAGAAAAUUUCAAUAUAAUCUGAAAAACCGGAAACUACGGAAUAAAGAUAUUUUUUAAUUUUAAAAAUAUAAAGAAUACCAAAAAUUGAAGAAGAAUCAGAGGGUUGAGUGAAUCAAGAAUCAAAAAUAUGAAAAAAAAAACGAGAAAAAUUAAAAAUCAAAAGAUUCGCCAACAUCUUGAAAAUCAAUCAAAUUAAAAAAAUUUGUUGGAAUCAUUCAAAAAUAGACCAUAACAUUUUUCUUCCUCGUUAGAUUUUUUUUGGCUCUGUUUGUCUAGUUUCGUCGAGAUCUUUUAACCUUUUAAAGUACAUCCAAGUACCCUAAGAGAUCCCAGUGUCAUGAAUUUUGCCGGGCCUCCUUUGAUUAGAAUUAAAACUUUUAUUUUUUCCCUUACUUCUUGAGAAAUGACCUAAAAACAAUAAAAACCUUCAAAGGAAGGCAAAUACAAUGAAGUCAAAUAAUCUUUUUCAAGAAUUGAAGAAGAUACAAUAACAUCAUGAAAAGGACACAAGAUAUCGGGUUCAAGUUGUGGAAACUAGAAAACGAUAAGACAAAAACUCGAACUGAUCGUUAAUAAACUUGUGAAGGUUCUGUAUAGCGAAAAAUAUAUAUAUUUUCGAUGUAUAAAGUAGAAAAAAAUAAAAUUAACACUUGUUAGACUGUAAAUAUACACACUGAAAACACACAAACACACCAAUCGGAAUAAUAACAACAGAUAUGAGGAGAAGAGAAAGCAAACGGUCUCGAGGAAGAGUAACAAAAUAUACUAAUAUUUAGCUAGGUAUCAAAUAUCAAUCAAAGAAGGGAUUAAAAUACCCUUAAAGUUUUGCUUAAUGAAUUAAGAAAUAGGUAAAAAAAACAUUUAUCAACACCCAUCAACAACCUUGAUCUUAACUUGUGCUACGUAAUUUGUAGAUUGUCUUUUCGUUCCAAUUUGAGACUUUGUUCCGCGCAGUGUAAGUAAAAAAAAAGUAUUGCUUCCAAAGCUUAAAUGUUUGAACGCCACGUUUUGCUUACCUAAAACCUACUUUCAAACUUCUACAAACUUAUUCAAAACAUCAGCUUGUAUUAACACCCAGAAUCUAUCAAUUUAUACACGCGUAUAUUAUUGUGACUCUAUUGUUGUACACAGUUCAAUCUCUUCCGCCAUCGAGUUUAUCGAUGGUAGCAUGAAAAAAAUCCUCAACAACUUUUGUUUUUUUACUGUGUCGUAACCAAAACCACAAGCAGAUCAAAAAUUCUCCAAAAAAAUCGACGUAAUUUGCUCCCUCGUACCCUUCCAAAAUCACAACCCUUUAGCUAGCAAAGCAAAUUUUCACAUUCUCAAUCACGCUGUAUCAUUGUGGCCAUUAAGUCUCAUUAAUAGAUGCAUAAACUCUACGGAACGGAAUCAAGCCUACAUUCGAACUUUAAAAUUGGCUAAAUUGCCUUAACUAUAUACACCACUAACGUUUUUGAAGACGACCCAAAAGACAAACCAAAAAAUAAAAAGCUCACAGAUUCGGACCGAAGCCAAUCAACAAGAACUUCCGAAAAGAAAAAUCUUAUUCCGUACUAAUGCCAAUCUAUUCUAGAGAAAGAGAGAGAGAGAGAAAACCAAA